Messenger RNA from Anopheles gambiae (African malaria mosquito), 1680 nucleotides. RefSeq names its product zinc finger protein 852. The record is from RefSeq and is a predicted model, not a curated record. Gene Ontology annotation, molecular function: zinc ion binding; DNA-binding transcription factor activity; RNA polymerase II cis-regulatory region sequence-specific DNA binding. NCBI's taxonomy places the organism in Eukaryota, Metazoa, Arthropoda, Insecta, Diptera, Culicidae. Gene Ontology annotation, biological process: regulation of transcription by RNA polymerase II. The transcript has 3 exons. The coding region runs from base 110 to 943 and encodes 277 amino acids. Gene Ontology annotation, cellular component: nucleus.
CAGCAGCGGCUCUUGGUCGGGUUCUGGCAGCGCAGCGUCUCUUCAAAGAUUUGCAUUGUGUCGAAGGGGAAAGAGAAACGUUCAUCUUUUCAUCCAACAUCCAACCAUCAUGGAGCUGCUGACGACGAUGAAAAUUCCCACCGCAGGACCGGAAACGUACUGCCGCCUAUGCCUCGGAAAGGAAAGCCUUUUGGGAGUGUUUGCGACGGAAAAGCCCCUGCAUAAUGAUGGCCACACGGGCAGCAGCUCCUCGACUGAGCUGGUAGAGAAGAUCUACGAAUGCACCAACAUAAAGCUCUCCUGCACGGUGGACGCGGGAUGUGCCAUCUGUCGCCGGUGUCUGCAGGCGGUGCAGGAUUUCUACCACUUUCGCGUGCGCAGCAACAAGGUGAAUGAUCUCAUCCAAGUGACGACGGUCGUUGCCAACGGUGACGACGACAACAGUGGCAGUGGCAAUGAAGCACCCGCCAAGCGCGAAACGACGACCGUGGUUGUUCCAUGCCCAACAACAACAACACCACUACCAGCAGCGAAGCAGCAACCGAAGCCGUCGAUCGUCUCCAGCGCGAGCAAAACCACCGGCGAGCGGAGCAAUCGGUGCCGGUACUGCCCGAAAUCGUUCCGCACGGUGGCCGAACUAGCCGAGCACGGCAAGCGGACGCAUGUGGCCGGCCGGCAGCACCACUGCCCGAACUGUUUGGCCCAGUUCCAGCACGCCCCGUCCCUGGCACGGCACAUGCGAAGCCGCAGCUGCUUCGCGUUCAGCAAGUACCGGUGCCGGGUGUGCAGCGAAAGCUUCCCGGAGCGGGACCAGUGGGCGGACCACAUACGGAUACACGCGAAGGACUUUCCCUACCAGUGUCCGGACUGUUGGUCACAGUUCAAGCAUAAGGCGACGCUGCGGCGCCACGCCAACACGGUCCAUCUGCUGGCGAAGGUGUGAUCGGGAUAUGUUUGUGUUUGUGUGUGUGUGUGAUGGUGAUUGUGUGACACGGUUCGACAGUUACAUAUUUAAAAAUGCAAAAAAGGCGGAAAGAAAUGAGCAUCGCACAUGCACAGUCGACUGAUAAGAGAAGCAAUGGGUCGGGUUAAUGAGUUGCACAAUGUAUAAAGGGCCCCUCUGGUGUGUUUGGGUCGGUUGAAACGGGGGGUGUUUGGUUUGAGCGCAACACCACGCAUUCGAUCCAGCGCCUACUUGCUCUUGCAAAACGAAAUCAGAACGAAAUGGGUGAAGCAAACAAAAAACCCCCCGAUAAGACAUGUAAGGGUUUGUUUUAAGCCCGGCGGCACACCACCACCAUUGCGUGAUGAAUGUAACGUUGUGUUCAAUAACAUGUAACAAAGUGUUAAUAUUUUAAAUCUGCUGUCCUUCGAUUUGGACGGUGAAGCGCGACCCGUUUAGAUUUUAGUUAGUGAAUUGGAUCGAAUUUUUGGUUCGAAACAUUUUUAUGGAUGACGACGAUUCGAUCACGUGGUGGUACUUAUGCUCUAGAAGCAAAAAAAAAAUCCCAAUUGCGGAAGGGAAGAAAAUCGGAAUAAUAAAAACAAAUGUAAUUAAUGUAAAUCAAGCCGGUACGAAAGAUACAUGCUUGAUUAAUAAGUGGCAAUCUGAAAAUACGAUUUUAACCUUACUCGAUAUGUCCUUGUCAAUCAAUAAACAGGAAAUGUGUGAUAAAGAAA